This is a messenger RNA of Gallus gallus (chicken), 2361 nucleotides long. It is a transcript of the gene ADARB1, whose product is annotated as adenosine deaminase, RNA specific B1. Gene Ontology annotation, biological process: adenosine to inosine editing; RNA processing. Gene Ontology annotation, cellular component: cytoplasm; nucleolus. The record is from RefSeq and is marked validated. Gene Ontology annotation, molecular function: tRNA-specific adenosine deaminase activity; double-stranded RNA adenosine deaminase activity; double-stranded RNA binding. Lineage: Eukaryota; Metazoa; Chordata; Aves; Galliformes; Phasianidae.
CCGGGCGCGGUUUUGCACGUCGGCAGGGGUGCGCGUGCGCGCGCGCGCGGCUGCUCGUCCCGGUGGCGCGCAGGCACGCACGGAUCCCGGCGGAGGCGGCGACGCAGCGGGAGCCGUGGCGGUGUUCGGCAAGGGCCGUGCAUGGCGGAGCGGCGGCGGCGUAGCUCUGAGAGAGGCGGUUAAAACAUAUCCUCUGCUGUCUAAAACCCUGCCGAGAGAUUCAGGAAGAGCUGUGGGAAGGAAAGGUUGCUCCUCAUUUGUACUGCCUGUGCAGCGUGUCAGGAGCUACGCAGUCGGGCUGUGCUGCUACGUGACAUGCGGGAGUACGCCCCAGCCGUGUUCCCUGGUGGGAUGCUCUCCGUAGUGCUGGACGGGAGGGCUGGGAGCGCUCCAUGUUGCUGGUGCUCCGGAACCGUAGCUCUCCGUGGUGCUGAAGAGUCGCUGCGGGAGUUCUGCAAGCUCCUUCAUUCUGGAAGUCAGCCUCCUGUCUGCAGAACUAGUUAAUGAUAAUGGAGUUCUAUCAGGUUGCAGACUCAGCAUGUGUCUCCAAUAGUUAAAAAGACAGAAGCAGUCUCCGCCAGCCAAAAAACCAGCAAAAGUAUUUCACAAUGGAUGUAGACGAUGAAGAAAACAUGAGUUCCAGCAGCACUGAUGUUAAAGAAAACCGCAACAUGGACAACGUUCCCCCCAAGGAUGGCAGUGCACAAGGCACCGGGGAGGGGGCUCAGCUCUCCAAUGGUGGCAGCAGCAGCAGCAGCAGCAGAAAGCGGCCUUUGGAGGAGGGCAACAAUGGCCACUCCAAAUUUCGCCCUAAGAAGAGGAAGAAAACACCAGGUCCUGUUUUGCCAAAGAAUGCCCUGAUGCAACUUAACGAGAUCAAACCUGGUUUACAGUACAAGCUGCUGUCCCAGACAGGGCCAGUUCAUGCCCCAGUGUUUGUGAUGGCUGUUGAGGUUAAUGGACAGGUGUUUGAGGGUUCCGGCCCCACAAAGAAGAAAGCCAAGCUCCAUGCUGCUGAGAAGGCUCUGCGGUCAUUUGUCCAGUUCCCAAAUGCAUCAGAAGCACACCUGGCCAUGGGGAGGACUCUCUCUGUCAACACGGACUUCACAUCUGACCAGGCAGACUUUCCUGACACACUUUUCAAUGGAUUUGAAACUCCGGUUCCUUCCGAUGCUUCCUUUUACCUAGGGUCCAAUGGAGAUGGCUCCUUUGGCUCCAGCAGGGAGUAUGGCCUGUCAUCGGCUGCUGUGGCAAGUAGCCUUACCCAGUUGCCUCUCCCUGCAUCGUUGCCAUACCCGACUGCGAGUGGCAAGAAUCCUGUAAUGAUCCUGAAUGAGCUGCGGCCAGGCCUGAAGUAUGAGUUUCUAUCGGAGAGCGGGGAGAGCCAUGCCAAAAACUUUGUCAUGGCUGUUGCUGUGGAUGGGCAAACAUUUGAAGGAUCAGGAAGGAAUAAAAAGCUUGCAAAAGCUCGAGCUGCUCAGUCAGCCCUGGCAUCUUUGUUUAACAUGCAGCUGGACCAGACUCCAUCUCGACAGCCCAUUCCUAGUGAGGGGCUCCAGUUGCAUUUGCCACAGGUUUUAGCUGAUGCUGUUGCACGCUUGGUUGUAGAUAAAUUCAGUGAUUUGACAGAAAAUUUCACAUCUCCACAUGCACGUAGGAAAGUCCUUGCUGGAAUUGUCAUGACAACAGGUACAGAUGUGAAAGAUGCUCUGGUAAUAAGUGUUUCUACAGGAACAAAAUGCAUCAAUGGUGAAUACAUGAGCGAUCGUGGUCUUGCAUUAAAUGAUUGCCAUGCAGAAAUUAUAUCUCGCCGGUGCCUGCUUAAAUUUCUGUAUACACAACUUGAGCUUUAUCUAAGCAAUAAAGAUGAUCAGGAAAAAUCCAUUUUUAUCAAAUCAGAGCGAGGCGGUUUUAAACUGAAGGAGAAUGUGCAGUUUCAUCUUUAUAUCAGCACAUCUCCUUGUGGAGACGCUAGAAUUUUCUCACCACAUGAAGCAGCACAAGAGGAUCAAGGGGACAGACAUCCAAACCGCAAAGCGAGAGGACAGCUACGAACAAAAAUAGAAUCUGGGGAAGGAACAAUCCCUGUGCGCUCUACUACCACUAUCCAGACAUGGGAUGGAGUAUUGCAAGGAGAAAGGCUACUUACUAUGUCUUGCAGUGACAAGAUAGCAAGGUGGAACGUAUUGGGUAUUCAAGGAGCCUUACUUAGCCUCUUUGUGGAGCCAAUUUACUUCUCUAGCAUCAUCUUGGGGAGUUUAUAUCAUGGGGAUCAUCUAUCCAGAGCCGUAUACCAGAGGAUAGCAGAGAUAGAAGAUCUACCACCUCUUUAUACACUCAACAGACCUUUACUUAGUGGCA